AUGAAGAAAAUGGCACAAAUGGACGUCUCAUCAUCUCGUGAACGCUCUGAGACGGCGUUUAUGCAGGUGUUAACGAAUAAAUCAUUGUUUCGCCAUGUGGUAUCAUUGAUGAAUGGAUUACCUCUUGUUAUUGUGCAAUUUUCACGUGCACAGCGACGCUCUAUGGAAGCUCGUGACAAGGUCAUGAUGUUGCAAUGGCUUGAACGACAUUUGGACUUGACAAGUUCGUAUACGUUUGAAACGGAUUUCAUGGAUAUUGCAGUCGGAUAUACAAAGGGAGGAGCCGAGGUGAUGGAAUGGAUAAUACGUGUACAUUCGAAUGUAAAGACACAGGUUACAGCAUGGGCAUUGCGACUGGCAGCAUAUAACGGGGAGCUACUGAAGAUGAAAUGGCUACAUGAGCAUGGAUUUCAGGGCUUUUCGUGCACGACUGCAGACGAUGCGGCCUGUGCAGGACAUACCAAUGUAUUGAAGUUUCUAUUGGAAAAUCGAAGAGAAGGAUGUAGUUCGAGGGCAUUGGAUCAAGCAGCGACUCAUGGUCAUAUUGACGUAGUGAGAUAUCUCUUUUCAUUCAUUCAUGGCAGAACGAGUGUUGAACAACACCGAGUGAUGGCAAGAGCGUCAUUUGCAAUGACAAAAGCGGCGUUAUGUGGACAUGCAGAGAUUGUCGGGGCGCUUGGACGACGACACUGCACACCGUUGAACAAUACACUGCUGGAUGUUGUGGCCACCGGGGAACUUCAAGUGCUGAAAGAGUCGUGUCGAUAUUCAAAUGAAGGAUGUCUCGUUGAAGCUCGUAGACGAGCAAAAACGUUGGGUUAUGUUGAUCUUGAUACGUUCCUACGUACACAAAUUGCACCUACUGCCUGGCCUUGUCGACUUCAUCGACAUUCACGCUCUGGACGACGACGUUGCCAAAGAAAGACAAAGGUGGGUUCAAAAUUUGAUGAGUUGCAGUAA
Molecule: messenger RNA, 960 nt
Organism: Peronospora belbahrii
Lineage: Eukaryota; Oomycota; Peronosporomycetes; Peronosporales; Peronosporaceae
Source: the annotation of a GenBank genome assembly